Messenger RNA from Oncorhynchus kisutch (coho salmon), 1508 nucleotides. RefSeq names its product Jun dimerization protein 2a (gene jdp2a). Gene Ontology annotation, cellular component: nucleus. Lineage: Eukaryota; Metazoa; Chordata; Actinopteri; Salmoniformes; Salmonidae. Gene Ontology annotation, molecular function: DNA-binding transcription factor activity, RNA polymerase II-specific; RNA polymerase II cis-regulatory region sequence-specific DNA binding. The coding region runs from base 227 to 820 and encodes 197 amino acids. The transcript is spliced from 4 exons. Gene Ontology annotation, biological process: regulation of transcription by RNA polymerase II. The record is from RefSeq and is a predicted model, not a curated record.
AAUGCCAAUUGAGGUGCGUGGGCAGACGACAGGGUCUGUCCUGUUCUGCACUGGGUCAGUGGAGGGGUUUGUUUUCUGGUUUCUAGGGGAGGGACGGAUAGGACUUCCCCACUUCUUGCUCCCACUUUGAGCUGUGCUUUUUACAUCCCAGUUUACGUCUAGUUGGCAUAACUCAUUUCCGCAUUCCCAAAUCCUCCCAGAUAGGGAUCACUAUUUAAACGGGCUGAUGCAACGGUUUCCAAUUUUUAAAAUAUACUCUCGACCUUCAGCUGACAAGAAGAAAGGACAACUGUUGCACUCGGGAUCAAAGUCAGCUGUGGUCACGGCUGGGUCUUAUAUGAUGCCGGGACCAAUCCCAGAUCCUCGGAUGACAGCCGGCUCAUUGCCCAGCCUGGGUCCCCUGGCAGGGAUCCCGUACACCACACUGACUGACCAGCUCAAGUACGCCAACCUCCAGGAACUGGGGGCCAUACUCUCUCCACUGCACUUCCUGGGCAAGCUAGGGAAGAGGCCCCUAACCAUCAAAACAGAGAGAGAUGAGGAAGAAGACAGGAGGAAACGAAGGAGAGAGAAAAACAAAGUAGCAGCAGCACGCUGUAGAAACAAAAAAAAGGAGAGGACAGACUAUCUACAAAGGGAAUCGGAGAGACUAGAGGUGAUGAACUCUGAACUCAAAACUCAGAUUGAGGAGCUGAAGCAUGAGCGGCAGCAGCUGAUCAUCAUGUUGAAUCACCACCGCCCAACGUGCAUAGUCAGGACGGACAGCGUCAAGACGCCUGAGAGUGAAGCCAACCCCCUGCUGGAGCAACUGGAGGGCUAGUGAUGUCUCAGGACUCUGAGCUGAAGAGCAGGGUGUUGUUACAGUUUACAGUGAAGCCCCACUCCGGCCAACUAGCAGCACGUCGGUAUCUCUGGGUUCCUGGCUUAGAGGCAAACCAGCUAAGCACACCUGCCUGUGGCCAGAGAGCCUUUAAACACAAAUGUGACCCAAUGUGAUUGGACUUUGUGCUGGCAGUUAAACACAUUUAUUUUGAUGUGUUGUUAUUGUUUCCAUUCAGGUCCCCACAGCCUCAGCCACUAUCACUGUAAAUAAAUAAAUAAAUAAAUACAUACAUGGCUAAAUGCAGCUUGGUGAGAAAUACUCCCACUCCUGGGCAACGUGACUGAUCUCUCAGGCCCCAUAGGCACAGUCAGAACUUGUCCUAUGUUUGUUUUUACUUGUGUACUGGUUAUGAACUAGUAGGGUUUUUGAAUAUAUUUUUUUCCCUGUAUUACAGUAUGUGCUGAUGGCAGACCGGUUGAGACGUUUUAUUUUUGUUGGCGCAGGCGUCAUAUAUGCACAUAGCCUAUGUAUGGACUGUUUACAUUGUAGUUGGUCUGCUAUUACUUCCAAAUAUGGUUCUUAUUUUUAAACUUACUGUAUAUUAUAUCAUAUAGACACAUAUAAGCUAUCACAAAAGGUGAUACAUUUUGUAUUUCUGUUAAAUAAAUAGUUCCUUUCUCCUUUU